Molecule: messenger RNA, 1045 nt
Organism: Zerene cesonia (dogface butterfly)
Lineage: Eukaryota; Metazoa; Arthropoda; Insecta; Lepidoptera; Pieridae
Product: tetratricopeptide repeat protein 1-like
Exons: 4
Coding region: 151-1002 (283 amino acids)
Molecular function (GO): protein binding
Source: RefSeq, a predicted model, not a curated record
GACAUUGAGUCAUCGCAAAAUAAUGAAAAUUUUACAAUACAUAGUUAAUGUGCAGAUUUCAGAUUUGAUUUUAUAAUAAAAUACUUUUUUAUUAAAAGAUUUGAUCUAAAGCUAUAUAAUUUAUUACUGUUAGUGUUCAAAUAUUGCAAAAUGUCCGAUAGAUUGAAGAGUACGAAUAAUGUAUCGAAUGAAGAUGUUAUUGAAGAUUUAACAAAGAAUUUGGAGUUUUCUUUGCGUUCUGGCGAUUCUGAAGACAAUGUGAUAAAUCCAGAUCUCAAAUUAGAGGAUUUUAAUGCAACUGGUGACAGAGAAACUAUGAAAUCAGAUUACACAGACAUUCCACUAGAAGUAGAGGAUGCAGAAGAGACAGAAGACCAUCACGGCAGCGAUAAAGACGAGAGUGAUACAGAUUCCAUUGAUGAAGUUUCAUUGAAAGACACAGAAAUGAGCUUGACAGAUGAUCAGAAGGAGGAACGGAAAAUUAUAUCCGAGCAGCUGAAGGUGGCGGGCAAUGAGGCUUUCAAAGUUGGCGAUAUGGAACGGAGUGUAGAGAAAUAUACGGAAGGUUUGAAGAUCUGUCCACUGCAGUUUCCAAAGCAGAGGGCAAUUCUGUAUUGCAACAGGAGUGCUGCGAAGAUGAAGCUCGAGAAACAUAAACAUGCCAUAAAGGAUUGCACUAAGGCCAUAGAGCUGGAUGAAAAUUACUUAAAAGCGUACCACAGGCGAGCACAAUCAUAUGAGGCCACAGACAAACUAGACGAAAGUUUGGCGGAUUAUAAAAAAGUUUUGGAAUUGGAUCCGUCUCACGCAGCUGCGCGCGCAGCUGUCAUUCGGUUGCCGCCAAUGAUCGAAGAGCGAAAUGAAAAAUUGAAAACAGAAAUGUUGGGGAAAUUGAAGGAUUUGGGCAAUAUGAUAUUACGACCGUUCGGUUUGUCGACGGAAAACUUUCAACUUCAACAAGAUCCAGAUACUAAGGGAUAUAAAAUUAAUUUUAAGCAGUAAUUCUUAGGUUAUGGCUGUAUUGUUAAUAAAUGUAUGAAGCUUU